AUGCCGCUGGGAACAGGUCGAAGCGGCAAGCGGAUAGUGGGGAUCACGGAACCAAUUAGCCUAAGCGCAUCAGCUUCGAGUUACUCUCAAGCAGGAGCGUUGAGCGGUGGGGAGCGGUGCAGGACGUCCACUAGACCCUCAGCACGCGUGGGGCACAGCAAGCAAGCAUGGGGCACAGCAAGCAAGCAUGGGGCACAGCAAGCAAGCAUGGGGCACAGCAAGCAAGCAUGGGGCACAGCAAGCAAGCAUGGGGCACAGCAAGCAAGCAUGGGGCACAGCAAGCAAGCAUGGGUCACAGCAAGCAAGCAUGGGUCACAGCAAGCAAGCAUGGGUCACAGCAAGCAAGCAUGGGUCACAGCAAGCAAGCAUGGGUCACAGCAAGCAAGCAUGGGUCACAGCAAGCAAGCAUGGGUCACAGCAAGCAAGCAUGGGUCACAGCAAGCAAGCAUGGGUCACAGCAAGCAAGCAUGGGUCACAGCAAGCAAGCAUGGGUCACAGCAAGCAAGCAUGGGUCACAGCAAGCAAGCAUGGGUCACAGCAAGCAAGCAUGGGUCACAGCAAGCAAGCAUGGGUCACAGCAAGCAAGCAUGGGUCACAGCAAGCAAGCAUGGGUCACAGCAAGCAAGCAUGGGUCACAGCAAGCAAGCAUGGGGCACAGCAAGCAUGGGUCACCCUCCUUCUCCUUCCUCACCCCCCUUCUCCUUCCGCACCCCCCUUCUCCUUCCGCACCCCCCUUCUCCUUCCGCACCCCCCUUCUCCUUCCGCACCCCCCUUCUCCUUCCGCACCCCCCUUCUCCUUCCGCACCCCCCUUCUCCUUCCGCACCCCCCUUCUCCUUCCGCACCCCCCUUCUCCUUCCGCACCCCCCUUCUCCUUCCUCACCCCCCUUCUCCUUCCUCGCCUGCACGCCAUGCAUUCCCACACAGCUACCUGCACCUGUUGGUCGCCAGCCAUUAGCAGUCAAUGCCGGCACAUCCAUGCUGCUCAAUCCCCCGCCCUCCCACCUUCCGCAUCUCCCCUUUUCGUUCCCCCUUUUCCUCUUUUCCGCAUCUCAAUCCAUGCUGCGCGCAGCUACCUGCGGUUACUGGACCGCCACCCACUGGCAGUAAAGGCCGGUACAUCCAUGCUGCUCAAUCUGCUGGGAGACCUCUUUUGCCAGGUGGUGGUGGAGGGAGGGCACAGCGUGGAUGCGAGGAGGGCAGCCACCAUCUCCCUGCUGGGGCUGCUGCUAGUUGGACCCACCCUGCACGUCUGGUACUCAGUGCUGUUCCGCAUGGUGACAGUACAGGGCACUCCCGGCACUCUCAUCCGCCUCGCCCUCGACCAGCUGCUCUUCUCGCCGCUAUUCAUCGCCACCUUCUUCUCCAGCCUCCUCACCCUUGAGGGCCGCCCUGCUGCCAUCCCUGACGUGCUCAAGCAGGAAUGGGCCAAGGCAGUGGUGGCCAACUGGAAGGUGUGGAUUCCCUUUCAGUUCCUCAACUUCCGCUUCGUGCCACUGCACCUUCAGCCCAACGCGACAGCGCAGGCCCUACCUCAGAACCUAGAGCAUUUCAGACUCGUCGGAUACGAAUCCCCCUCCAAGCCCUCGUCGUCGCCCGUCAGCCGGCGGUUGCGAGCGUUCGUAUCGCUCAUCGUUCUAUCAGCCAUCUUCCUCGUCGUGUUUCUUUUCAACUUUACCUUUAUCGCGUCCAGCGUGUCCCCGUUAGUGACUUACCUCGAUAAAGCCACGGAUUUAGAGGGCCCCGAGAAGGCCGGCGCUUCUUAUUUAGGCAAUGUGAUGAUGGAGUAUAGUCGGAGGAAACAGCAGCCGCCGCAACAGGCGGGGAAGCACGCGCUUGCACAGCAGCAACAGCAACAGCAACAACAACAGCAACCGCAGUGGCGGCCGUGGAGGAAGCCGCCUGGAAAGAUCGCGUUCCUGUUCAUGACACGUGGCCCGCUGCCGCUCGCGCCGCUGUGGGAGAAGUUCUUUAAGGGCCACGAGGGGCGCUACUCCAUCUACAUUCACGCGGCGGACCUCUCCUUCCGCUUCCCGCGCAACUUCUCCGCGCUCUUCCGCGACCGCAUCAUCAAAAGCGGCAAGGUGGCGUGGGGCGAGAUGUCCAUGGUGGACGCGGAGCGGCGCCUGCUGGCGGCGGCUCUCAAGGAGCGAACCAACCACUACUUUGUGCUGCUCUCCGAGGCGUGCAUACCGCUGCAUGACUUCGACACCAUCGCCACCUACAUCAACUCAACUGCCAUCUCAUACGUUGAUGCGUACUACGACCCGUACGGCAAGUCGUUUGAGCGCUACCUGUGGCACAUCUACAUGCCCGUUAUAAGACGACGGGACUUCGUUAAAGGCAACCAGUGGUUCAUCCUGCAGAGGCGACAUGCACAGAUGGUGCUGGCGGACACUGACCACUAUGAUGUGCACAACCGCACAUGCGCU
Molecule: messenger RNA, 2430 nt
Organism: Closterium sp. Yama58-4
Lineage: Eukaryota; Viridiplantae; Streptophyta; Zygnematophyceae; Desmidiales; Closteriaceae
Source: the annotation of a GenBank genome assembly